AUGGGCCUCGUCGAGACGAAAUGGGCUCUAAUUCCUGGCGCCGGUGGUUCUCAACGUCUCUACCGUAUAGUGGGCGUGGCCAAAGCGAAAGAAUUGAUCUACACAGCGGAAGUAUUCGGUGGAAAAGACGCUGCCGCUCUAGGAGUUGUGAAUCACGUCGUCGCAUCCGAUCCAAUCGAUAAAUCACUGGAAAUUGCGAGAAAAAUUCUUCCCCGUGGGCCAAUUGCCGUGAAAUUGGCGAAAUUGGCGAUUAAUUUGGGCUCACAGACUGAUAUAACGAGUGCUUUGAGUGUUGAACAACAGUGCUAUGCACAAAUUAUUCCGACGAAAGAUAGACAAGAGGGAAUGCUCGCGUUUGCUGAGAAGAGAGAUCCCGUUUAUAAGGGGGAAUAG
Caenorhabditis remanei is the source of this 393-nucleotide messenger RNA. RefSeq lists its product as uncharacterized. The record is from RefSeq and is a predicted model, not a curated record. Gene Ontology annotation, cellular component: mitochondrion. Gene Ontology annotation, biological process: fatty acid beta-oxidation. The coding region runs from base 1 to 393 and encodes 130 amino acids. The transcript has a single exon. Lineage: Eukaryota; Metazoa; Nematoda; Chromadorea; Rhabditida; Rhabditidae. Gene Ontology annotation, molecular function: enoyl-CoA hydratase activity.